Molecule: messenger RNA, 4173 nt
Organism: Chelmon rostratus (copperband butterflyfish)
Lineage: Eukaryota; Metazoa; Chordata; Actinopteri; Chaetodontiformes; Chaetodontidae
Gene: il23r
Product: interleukin 23 receptor
Exons: 17
Coding region: 175-2910 (911 amino acids)
Biological process (GO): cytokine-mediated signaling pathway
Cellular component (GO): external side of plasma membrane; signaling receptor complex
Molecular function (GO): cytokine receptor activity; cytokine binding
Source: RefSeq, a predicted model, not a curated record
GUUUCAUUCGUGCAACAGUGAUCACUUCACUUAGAUGCAUGUCUCGAUGCAAGUCAUCCAAGGAAGAUGCAACCUGUUGGAUUUUAUCUUGAUAAGAAAACCUUAAAGGCAUUACAAAGCCUACUGCCGAGUUGUGCGGAGUCAGUUCUAAAAGAUUAAGAAAGAUGAGCUGAGAUGAGUCUCUACUCAACCAUUUGGAGAUUCAUUAUUAUACUUCUCAGUUUGUCCAUCCAGCGUUGCCCUCUGCUCCCUGCUGAAUGCCAGCGCUUCAAUGGCCUUGGUUACGUGACAGUUGAACCAGCUCCACUCUUCCUCAUAGGCUCAAACCUCACAGUGUACUGCCACAUCAGGAAAUGUCAAUUGAGGUCCAAAAUAUCCCUGGAGCUGAAUGGUCAGACCAUGGAUCCUUGGAAGAAAGUCAACUGCACCACAACGAUAUUCAAGUUGAUCAAUAUCCAGACGCCACAGUCUAUAGUGCGGUGCAGGCUGCACAGUGAUCAGCUGCGUGAGAUUGUCAAUGGACUGGACCUACAUGGCGGUCUCCCUCCAGAUAAACCUGAAAAUAUUAUCUGUGAAACCUCAAGGAGGUCACAUUUUAUAGACUGCUCGUGGGAGGGAGGACAGGAAACGCACCUCCCUACUGCCUACAACAUUUCAGUCAACAGAGAAAGUGGGACCCAGAUACUGUUAGCUCAGAUCCAGGAUGCUGAAGAGAUCACCAUACCACGAGCAAUGAUAGAUGAAAACACUAAAUACCAGCUGAUUGUCACAGCGCACAACCACUUUGGAGCGUCGCAGUCCGAUCCAGUUGUCCUCUGCGUAAAGGAUAUAGUGAUACCGGAGACCCCUCAUAUCAUGCACAUAAUGUUUGGGAAUAACUCCUUAGCAGCCAUGUUACAAUGGAGAACCACUGAAUCCUCUGAGCAUCUCAGAUCCUACGUCAGGCUCCGCACAGAUAAUGACUCCUGGGAAGCGGGAGAGGGAACAGAGCUCAGCGAGGGUCUGAUACAAGUGGAUGGCCUGAAGCCGCUGACUGAAUAUGAGUUCCAGAUGAGAACAUGUGACCCAACAUCAGGACUGAUGCAUACCAACAUGACCAGCCUCACCAGCAAAAGGUUGUUCUGCAGCAAAUGGAGCCCCUCUGUGAGGGGGAGAAGCCCUGGAAGAGGUCCUACUCAGCAGUUGCAUGUGUGGAGGAAAUUAGGCAGCCAAACAAAUGGGGUGUGGAUGGUGACAGUUUUGUGGAAGCCUCCAUCUCCAGACGAUUACAGGGGUGAGGUGCAACAGUACAAGAUCUUCCUGGGAAAUGACCGGAAACAGGAAGUGACUUGUCGUGCUGUGUUGAGCCAGUGUUCAGUUCAGGUACCAGCAGAGGUCCAGGCACUAAGCAUCAGCGCUGUCACCUCGUAUGGAGCAUCUCCACCAGCGGAUGUGCCUCUCAGAAACUCAGGUGACUUUGGACCUGUUUUGAGAGAGUUGGCUCCUGCAGCUAAUGGCAGUGCCGUCUCGGUCUCCUGGUCGUGGCCGAGGAACAAGCGCUGGUCGACAUCUGGAGGAGAGCUGCUGCACUAUGUGUUAGAAUGGACGAGUGUACCCAUGUCAGGGCUGCAGUGGCAAAAACUGGCUGAUGAUCAAAACAGCACAUUUAUCACAGGUCUGACUGCAGGUGUGAGGUACAAUAUCUCUCUGUACGCUGUGACCACCAGAGGUGUCAGUGCUCCAUCAUCUGGUCUGGUUUACUCCAAAGAACAGAAGCCAGCGUCUAGUCCCAACAUGUCAGUACGGGUCCAUGAGGCCAGAUGGAUCCAGAUCCAGUGGGACGAGCUGCCUGUAAAACAGCAGAGAGGCUUUAUCACAAACUACACCAUCUAUCUCCAGACGCUGGACUCCAGCAACCCUGAGCUCAGCGUGCCGGUGUCCGGCUCCGACCCCAGGCAGAAGUGGCUGAACUGUCCUGAAGGAGCUCUGGCUCUGCAGAUGACGGCGUCCACCUCAGCGGGAGAGGGGCCGCGGGGGAGCCGGGUCUGCUCUCAGCCUGCAACCCCUCCAGUUGGCCUGGUGAUUGUGAUUGUUUUCAUCAUUACCCUCUUCAUUGCGAUCAUAGCCAACCUGUUGUGCUGGAGUUGUGUGAGGGAAAGCAUCAAACAGAAAUGCAUAUCAUGGGGACCUGCCUGUUUUGAUGAAAGCUUACCAAAACCAGGAAACAGCACUGCCAUCAGACUGCUGCAGGAGGACAGAAGUGAACCGCCCCUCUCCUCCACCUGCAGUGACCCCCCGCUGUCCCCCAUCAGCUUAAUCUCCCAGGACGAGGCCGAUGACGUGUACCCCAACAUCCACAUCGAGAUAUCCCAGGUUGGAUCGGGUCAACCCCCGGCGGAGGCACCUUUGCUGACGGCAGAUCCUGGGACGAUGCUUGUUGACAGCCAGCUGGAACAUGUCAGCUACAAACCCCAGGUUGGCACGCUGGUUUCACACGGGGAGGAAGAGAUGGAGACAGACGAAGAGCAGAGGGACGUACUGACGAGUGGGGAGGAAGACAGAUGUUCCAGCGUAUUUGGAGAAUUACUGGGAGGCUUUCUGUCCACUGUGGAGGUGGAUUUCUCUGGUUUACCUCUGGGGCUGACUCUCAGCUCUGUCAACAGCCUUUUGUGGCCUAAACCUCCCGAAACAACCAGUGUCGUGAAUGGAGGCCUCUCACUGGGGUGGAGCGGGACGGAGGACGACGUGAAAGCGGACUCUCCCUCUCUGGAUUUACAACAGGGUGAAAUAGCGACUUGUGACACAGCGGACACUUGUUUAUCUCAGUAUACAGUUGAGACAACAGCGAGCGAUGGUUAUUUCCCCCAGGUAGCUGCUGUCGGCAGCGUGGCGCUCUGUGACACACAUAGGCAGCAGGGACAAUGGGAGUGACACAAACAGCACAACCUGCACUACUAAACUGACUUUCACAAACGCAUUAUUCAAGCACCACUUGACCUCAGUGACUUUGUGUGAUCAGAGGCAAUCAUGCUUCAGAUGGUGUGUAACUAUAAUCAGCUCUGCUUAAAACCAAGUUAAUAAAAGAAUAAGACAUGUUUAUUUUGAGUUUAACUGAUUGUAAUACAUGUGUAGUGGUUCAUCACUAUAGUUAUGUCGGCACUACUUACUAUACGGACAUACUUAAUAAAGCACUAACUGUUUUGUUAAUGUCACACAGAUCAUUUAUUGAUGCUUUAAAGAUCAAUAAUAAGCCGUUCAUACAGAGAGCGUCUGGGUAAAGAGGUUGCUGUCAGGUCCUUUUGGCUGGCGGACAACCACCUGUCAAUCAGUCCAUCCACCUGUGGCCCGGAGUGAAAUAUUCCAACAACUAUUGGAUUGGAUUGCCAUGAAACUUUGCACAGACAUUCAUCUUCCCCAGAGGAUGCAUCCGAAUGACUCUGGUGAGCUCCAGUGCCCACCCAGCUCCACCAGCAGGUCAAAGCUUUCACGUACCGAGUGAAAUAUCUCAACAUCUACUGGAUGGAUUAACACAAAAUGUUGUGCACACAUUUGCGGUUCCUCGUGGCCCGAUGUUUGCUGAUAUUUACUCCAGCGCCACUGUGAGCUUCACAUUUGUGGUAUAAAAUAAAGGUCUCAACCACAGCCAGAUGGACUGCCAUGAAAAUGUCUUCCUCAGGGUUGAAUGUAAUAUCUUUUGAUGAUCCUCUGUCUUUUCCUAUACCACCGAUAUCAGGUUUAAUUUGUUCAAGACUUUGACCUGAUACCUGCAAAAAUAAUGACAUUCCCAUCAGUCUCAACUGUGCUACUGAGCUCACUGGCAAACGCUAGCAUGCUAACAUGGUAAACAUUAUGCAUGCUUACAAACAUCAACAUGUUAGCAUUGUCAUCGUGAGCAUGCUGGUGAGUCACAGUUCCCACUAGGAUAGUCGCAGACUAUCAGUGUAGUGAUUCUCUUUAAUACAUGCAGAACAUUUCCAAUGGAAACUCUUCUGGAAAAACGCUAUUGAGUAUCUGAACCAACAUUUUAGAUGCAGACUUAGUAAGUUAUUACUAAAGUCUCUUUCACUACAAUCAGUAAUCAAGUCUGCGGAUAUAAAUGUUAAUUCAAGAUGCUAAUAAAUGAAUUGUGGUCUGGCUUCCAGCUAAUUUCUAGGUGGUGAAAAUAGAUUACAAAGCAAAGCUAGUAUGAUGCUG